UAGGGAACUCACUCCUCUUUCAUAUCCCAAAUUCUUACUCAACGUAAGCAUUAUCAGAGGUAGAAAAAUGGCUGAGGCUGCAACAACCAAGGCGUCUACUUUGGUCGAGAAGCUUGAGACAGACGUGGAGAUCAAAGCUUCGGCUGGACAGUUUUAUUACAUGGUCGCCAGACCACACCAUGUCUCCAAAGCAUGUCCAGGCAAGAUUAGAGAUUGUGAUCUGCACGAAGGUGAAUGGGGCAAGGUCGGCUCUAUCGUCCACUGUUACUACGUUCUUGAUGGGGAGGCAAAGAUGACCAAGGAGAGUAUCGAGGCAGUGGAGCCGGAAAAGAACUUGAUCUCGUUCAGGGUUAUAGAAGGUGAUCUGAUGAAAGAGUACAAAAGCUUCUUGACCACGAUCCAGGUGACCCCUAAGCAUGGAGGGCCAGGGAGUAUUGUGCACUGGCACCUUGAGUAUGAGAAGAUUAGCGACGAGGUUGCUCAUCCCGAGACUCUCCUCCAGUUCUGUAUUGAACUCUGCAAAGAGAUGGACGAACAUCUCUUGUCUGAGGAAUAGAGGAGUACUCCUCGUGUGACUUUCGUCACUUUCCUAUCAGUACUUGUGUGCAUGGUUGAGGCAUGUUGAUUUCAGUAUUAAAAAUUUCAAUAAAUAAUGAGUGUAUAAUAUAUAUGAGUGACAUGUGAAAAAAAUAAGGAGAUUUACUCCGCAUUUAAAAGUUUUACUCUCUCUC
Molecule: messenger RNA, 731 nt
Organism: Raphanus sativus (radish)
Lineage: Eukaryota; Viridiplantae; Streptophyta; Magnoliopsida; Brassicales; Brassicaceae
Product: MLP-like protein 34
Exons: 2
Coding region: 68-556 (162 amino acids)
Biological process (GO): defense response
Source: RefSeq, a predicted model, not a curated record